Messenger RNA from Limanda limanda (common dab), 1992 nucleotides. RefSeq names its product activating transcription factor 7 interacting protein 2 (gene atf7ip2). The record is from RefSeq and is a predicted model, not a curated record. Gene Ontology annotation, molecular function: protein binding. The transcript is spliced from 15 exons. NCBI's taxonomy places the organism in Eukaryota, Metazoa, Chordata, Actinopteri, Pleuronectiformes, Pleuronectidae. Bases 332 to 1585 code for a protein of 417 amino acids.
AGACGAAUAAGUAGACGAAGGAGAAGAAGAAGAAAAAGAAGAGGAACAAGAUUUUCUUACAAUAACUUUCUUUAGUUUUAUCAUUUACUUUUAAUUCGUGAAAAGCGGGCUUUUAUUCUGAAGGGAUCUCACCGGAAGUAGGGGGAACCGACACAACACCGGUGGAUACAAUAUACAGUCUAUGGUGGAUACCUUGUUGGAGAAGUUUUCCAGGAAUUCUAAAGGAAAUUGAGGACACAGCAAAGAGCCAGGGGAGAAAACUCAGAUAUGUCUGUUGAUAUAAACAACCAGAUACAGGUUUCAUGACAGCACACUUCUGGUUUAGGGGAAAAUGGCCGAGGUUCAAGAUCAAAACAAAGACCGCAGGGGCUUUAGAAAGUCACGAGCCACAGCCGACCAUUCCACCAAAGCCAAGAAAAGCAGCACUGUGGCUAAGAGGAAAAGAUACAGACAGGACAGAGCUCGAGUGGACAUUGGAGUGGCUUUCAAAAGGUGGCGGGUUGUGAAAGCAGCAAAAGGAUUCAAAAAUGAUUCGGAAGUGGCCCUGUGUCUCCUGGAUAAAAUGAAGCGAUCCAAGUCCACUUCCACUUCCUCAGGAGACGCUGACAAAAUUGUAAAGAUCUCCAAGUCUGAGGUGCAAGCUCUGAUCAAGCAGGAGGUUCGCAAUGAAGCGAAAAUGAAUAAAAAGAAGCUGAAGGUUUUAAUAGAGACUGUUCUGGAUCAGUCAGUCGACUACGAAGAAACCAUCCAGAAACUGGAGGCACGAAUCAACACGUUGACGAAGCGAGCAGAAGCAGCUGUCGUCCACAUUACAAAUACACACAAAAAGAGUCCACAGCGACCUCCUGAUAAAAAUGACAUCAUCAGGAUAGAUUCGGGGGAUGAAGCGAUGGAAACCAUGUCACAAACAGAUGUAAGGGAUUGCACGGAGACCAUUGGGGAGUUCUUUCAAGAGAUGAAAUCCACUGAAAACGCCUUGAAGAAGAUGCGAUCAGAUAAUGAAGAUUUGAAGGCUGCCAUGGCAACUCCUCCCGCUGUCACUGCUAAUGAGUCUCAGGGGAAUGUCAGGAUCUUAAAGAAAGAGCCAGAAGCUGAGGAGCAAAGAGAAAAGAAGACUGACUCUCCCAAGAAGACUAAAGAAUGUCUCUCCCUGAACAAUAUUAACAUUCCCGAGGACUCGGAGCAGGACAAGCUCUCGUAUCCUCCUCUCCCCCCCGCACCUUUCCCCACCACUAUGGACAUAGAAGCGGCCUCAUACAACAUUCCCCAGAGACUCGACGUGCACUUGGCCCUCAUCAGGGAGCCUCAUGGCCUCUCUGUGCUCUGGAAGCUGAUGGUAGAAGACCCUCUUGCUCCGCCCAUGGAUAGUUACAGCGUCUACAUGGCUGUCGAGAGGCAGAAGGGCAGCAGCUACUUCCCAAAGUGGAUUUUGCUCGGUGAACUCAAGGCCAUCCAGCUGCCCAUGUGCGUGAUGAUCAAAAAGUACAAGCCCGGCCACAAGGUGUGUGUCACCGUGGUGGGCAAAGACAGGUUUGGCCGGUACGGGUCCUACAGUGAAGUUGUGACCGCAGCCAUACCUGAAUAGUGAGGAGGGGGAUGUGGUUCCAGAAAAGAGCCAGUAAAACCAGGAACUAGCCAAGUUCAUGUUUUGUCGAUGUUAAUAUGUUCAUUCAAGUUUGAACAGUUUUAUUUGUAAUAAAUCUUUUGUAAUUGCACCAAAAAAUUACACUGUCUGUGAAGCCGCCAGCGACUGAAUGAAUAAGGCAACACACAUGUAAGAAGCAGCUUUACACAUUUCUUUGUCUGUUUGUUUACCUGAAACCAAGAAGAGUAUUUAUAUUAAGUUUUCUCUGUUUACAUCCACCAGCAUCAAACCAGAGAGAUGUUUGAUACUUGUUACUUUGGUGAUGUUAUUAUUAGGAACCACUACUGUCCGUUGAGCCGUUACAUAAACAGUUACAUGUACUUUAAAUACUGUUGAAUGUUUGAAUA